This is a messenger RNA of Miscanthus lutarioriparius, 651 nucleotides long. The record is from the annotation of a GenBank genome assembly. Lineage: Eukaryota; Viridiplantae; Streptophyta; Magnoliopsida; Poales; Poaceae.
AUGGACGCUGCCGGCGGAGGCGCCGCCGUGGUAGUGGGCGGCCUCGACGACGCGGACGCCGCCUUCUUCUCCCGCCGCGGGCACCGCUGCUGCGGCUGCUUCUGGGCGGCGCCGCCGUGGGCCUCGUCGUCGUCCCCGCAAGCGCGGCGCGGGAGCGGGGGCGGGGGCGGGGGCGCCGACGAGGAGUGGUGGCACGGCGUCGGGGAAGAAGGGGGAAGCGGAGCAGCGUCAGGCAGGAGGCGUCGGUGGUUGCGGCGCGGGGUGGACGCGCUGAUGAAGGUGCGGGAGUGGUCGGAGCUGGUGGCCGGCCCGCGGUGGAAGACCUUCAUCCGCCGGUUCCGUUUCCGCCGCAGCAGCGGCCCGCGCCACGGGGCCAACAACGGCGGCGGGGGCGGCAAACUCAACUACGACCCGCUCAGCUACGCGCUCAACUUCGACGACGGACACGGAGCAGGCGGCUGCGGCAGCCCCGGCGAGGGCGGCGACUACCGCGACUUCUCCGCGCGCUUCGUCGCGCUCGCGCCGCCGCCUGGGUCGUCGGCCAGGUCGUCCAUGGACCUCGGCGGCCGCGACGCGCACACGCCGCCACUGUUCCUCCACCACCACCCGCACUCCCCACGCCCGCCUGCUACGGCCGCCGCGAGGGGAUGA